CUAGAAGCAGCUUCUCGGCUCCUUCUGGAACCUCUGUCAGGUUCAGCCUACUCAUCUCCACUCCUGCCUCCACUCCGGCCUCCACCAUGUCCAUCAGGGUGACCCAGAAGUCCUACAAGAUGUCCACCUCUGGCCCCCGGGCCUUCAGCAGCCGCUCCUACACGAGCGGGCCUGGCUCCCGCAUCAGCUCCUCCGCCUUUUCCCGGGUGGGCGGCAGCAGCAGCAGCUUCCGGGGUGGCCUGAGCAGCAGCAUGAGUGUGGUCGGGGGCUACGGCGCCGGGGCCGGGGGCAUGGGAGGCAUCACGGCUGUCUCAGUGAACCAGAGCCUGCUGAGCCCCCUUAAGCUGGAGGUGGACCCCAACAUCCAAGCUGUGCGCACCCAAGAGAAGGAGCAGAUCAAGACCCUCAACAACAAAUUUGCCUCCUUCAUCGACAAGGUGAGGCACCUGGAGCAGCAGAACAAAAUUCUGGAGACCAAGUGGAGCCUCCUACAACAGCAGAAAACCGCUCGGAGCAACAUAGACAACAUGUUCGAGAGCUACAUCAGCAACCUCCGGCGGCAGCUGGACACCCUGGGCCAGGAGAAGCUGAAGCUGGAGGUGGAGCUUGGCAACAUGCAGGGGCUGGUGGAGGACUUCAAGAAUAAAUAUGAGGAGGAGAUCAAAGAGCGUGCAGACAUGGAGAAUGAAUUUGUCCUCAUCAAGAAGGAUGUGGACGAAGCUUACAUGAACAAGGUAGAGCUGGAGUCCCGCCUGGAAGGGCUGACCGACGAGAUCAGCUUCUUAAGGCAGCUGUAUGAAGAGGAGAUCCGUGAGCUGCAGUCCCAGAUCUCGGACACGUCCGUGGUGCUGUCCAUGGACAACAGCCGCUCCCUGGACCUGGACGGCAUCAUUGCCGAGGUCAAGGCCCAGUACGAGGACAUCGCCAACCGCAGCCGGGCUGAGGCCGAGACCAUGUACCAGAUCAAGUACGAGGAGCUGCAGACACUGGCUGGGAAGCACGGGGAUGACCUCCGUCGCACGAAGACGGAGAUUUCUGAGAUGAACCGGAGCAUCAGCCGACUCCAGGCUGAGAUCGAGGCCCUCAAAAACCAGAGGGCUGCCCUGGAGGCGGCGAUCGCCGAUGCCGAGCAGCGCGGGGAGCUGGCCCUCAAGGACGCCAAUGCCAAGGUGGCCGAGCUGGAGGCCGCCCUGCAGCGAGCCAAGCAGGACAUGGCCCGGCAGCUGCGCGAGUACCAGGAGCUCAUGAACGUCAAGCUGGCCCUGGACAUCGAGAUUGCCACCUACCGCAAGCUGCUGGAGGGCGAGGAGAGCCGGCUGGAGUCUGGGAUGCAGAACAUGAGUAUCCAUACUAAGACCACCAGUGGCUACUCAGGUGGCCUGAGCUCAGCCUAUGGGGGCCUCACAAGCCCCGGCCUCAGCUAUGGCCUGAGCGCCUUCCAGUCCAGCUUUGGCCCUGCUGGUUCCUUCAGCCGCAGCGGCUCUUCGAAGGCGGUGGUCGUGAAGAAGAUCGAGACCCGUGACGGGAAGCUGGUGUCCGAGUCGUCUGAUGUCCUGUCCAAGUGAACAGCCACGGUGGUCCCUCCCAGCCUCCUCACUCUUGUGGCUGCCAGAGAGCCUUUGGGGGGGGAAGGAGCUGUGCCCGGGAGCGUCGGGAACAGGAGAGCCACCCAAGACCCAGCCCUAGUCCUCAGCCUGCCUUUGGGGGGAGUCUUUUGCCCUGGGUACCCCCUCUCGUCCGUGCCGCCAACUAAAAGCCAACUCAAGUAUCUUUUCCCAAAUAAAGCCUCAGCUGACUCUGCCAAUCCCA
Molecule: messenger RNA, 1809 nt
Organism: Zalophus californianus (California sea lion)
Lineage: Eukaryota; Metazoa; Chordata; Mammalia; Carnivora; Otariidae
Gene: KRT8
Product: keratin 8
Exons: 9
Coding region: 87-1565 (492 amino acids)
Cellular component (GO): keratin filament
Source: RefSeq, a predicted model, not a curated record